AUGGUACCACUUCCAGCACAAGGCCAUCUCAACCAAUUUCUCCACCUCUCUAGGCUCAUCUCCAUGUACAAUAUCCCUGUCCAUUAUGUUGGAACCAAUGCUCACAUUCAACAAGCGAAAACUCGUGUUCAUGGUUUUGAUCCUCUCACACUAACAAACAUUCAGUUCCAUGAAUUUCCAACACCUUCUUAUUCAACUCCCUCGCCAAAUCCUAACGCUCCUCACAAAUUCCCUAGCCAGCUAAUCCCUUCAUUUUUUGCAGCAUCCCAUCUCCGCGAGCCAGUUUGCUCUCUAGCACGCGAACUUGCUAGCACGACGAAUAUUAACAAAGUGGUUGUUAUUUAUGAUAAUUUGAUGAGUGGGGUUGUUCAAGAUUUGCCUGAAAUGCCAAAUACUGAAUGCUACUGUUUCAAUCCUAUCUCAGCUUUUCAUAGGUAUUCGUACUUUUGGGAAGUGAAAGGAAAGCCUCUACUCCCUGGAACUGAACAUUAUGAGGAUAUCCCAUCAGUUAAAGACUGUUUUUCUGCAGACUUUUGGGAAUAUUUGAAGGCACAAGUUGUUCCCUUUGUUGGUAAGAUCAGCUGUGGUGAACUUUUCAAUUCAUCGCGAGUGAUAGAAGGUUUGUACCUUGAUCUAAUGGCUAAAGAAUUCAAUAACCCGAAACUAUGGGCUAUAGGUCCAUUCAAUCCUGUGGUGCUAACUGAGAAGAACAAAGACUCCAACAAACGCCACCAGUCCCUGGAUUGGCUUGACAAACAAGAACAUAACUCAGUUAUUUUUGUGUCAUUUGGAACGACUACUUCAUUGUCUAACGAAGAAAUCAAAGAGAUCGCGAUUGGUCUAGAGAAAAGUAAGCAAAAGUUCAUUUGGGUUCUUAGAGAUGCUGACAAGGGAGAUGUUUUUACAAGUGAAGUUAGAAAAAUUCAACUGCCUGAAGGAUAUGAAGAGCGAAUAAAAGGAAGAGGAAUCAUAGUAAGAGAUUGGGCGCCUCAAUUGGAAAUCUUGGCGCAUAGUUCGGCCGGUGGUUUUAUGAGUCAUUGUGGAUGGAAUUCGUGCAUGGAAAGUAUUUCCUUUGGAGUUCCUAUAGCAGCUUGGCCAAUGCAUUCUGAUCAGCCAAGAAAUUCUCAACUUGUAACUAAGUACUUGAAAAUUGGACUUACUGUUAGGCCAUGGACGCGUAGAGAUGAACAUGUUACAUCAGAAAUGGUUGAAAAUGCUGUGAAAACUUUGAUGGAUUCAACAGAGGGAAAUGAGAUGAGGAAAAGAGCAGCAGAUUUGAGUAAUGCUGUCAAGAAAUCAGUGAUGGAUGGGGGCAUGAACCGUGCUGAGAUGGAUUCUUUCAUCGCUCACAUUACUCGUUGA
Messenger RNA from Nicotiana attenuata, 1362 nucleotides. RefSeq names its product zeatin O-glucosyltransferase-like. The record is from RefSeq and is a predicted model, not a curated record. NCBI's taxonomy places the organism in Eukaryota, Viridiplantae, Streptophyta, Magnoliopsida, Solanales, Solanaceae. Gene Ontology annotation, molecular function: UDP-glycosyltransferase activity. The transcript has a single exon. Bases 1 to 1362 code for a protein of 453 amino acids.